AACACGAUCACGCGACGAUUAGCCAAAUCAAAUCAAUCAUCGCGAUUCUGAGUCCUAAUCCGGACGUCGCCACCGUCGCCGGCUGUAGGUCCCCUUCAAUCCCCGAUGGAGCCCUCGCCAUCCUCCUCCUCGCCGGCGGCGGAGCGCCGGCGGUCGCCGGAGGUGAGGAGGGUGCGGAAGCGGGCGCUGGAGGAGGUGCUGGAGCAGGUCCAGCGGGCGGUCGAGAUGCUGCGCGAUGCCGACGCUGAUCUCGGCACGUCCCUCUCGGAGGACACCGCAGCGGCGCCGCCGGAGGGUGAGGACCGCAAGGCCGGUGUCGGUGACGAUGCAGAUGACGCGGCGUCGUCGUCGGUGGCGAGUGACUCCGACUACGAGACGACCCAGAUGUGUGACCUUCUUAAAUCUAAGGUUGAAUCACUUGAGUUCCUUAAAAAGCUCGAUGGUAUUCAGAAGUCAGUAUAUCAAGAUGGCACAGUUGAACCUGAUGUAUCAUGGGAUAUAAUAAAGGCAGUGGAUUUGUGGGAAGAUGAUGACCCAGAUGAUGGGUAUGUUCUUGUUAAGCAGGAGGAUAUAGUUGAUGGGAUUACGUCCUUUAUGGCCGCAUACUUGUUAUCGCUCAAAAAGACUAAGGACUUGUCUCCUGAUCAACUUCAGAAAGCACUUCGGAAGACAUUUUCAGCUGAAAAGAAGAAAAGUAGAAUCAGGAAGGCCUGGGAUGGGACUAAAGUCAUUUAUAAUGUUGCUUCAUGGGGUGCUACAGCUGUUGGCGUCUACAAUAACCGAGCAUUGCUUACGGUCGCAACUACAGCCUUUCGGACGUCCUGCCGUGUGAUAUCCAAGUUUCUAUGAAUAUUGCGUCAACAGCUAUGUUGCAAUUACUUGCGUGUGAUUCCCAUUGUUCAGGUAGAGGGUAACACAAAACUUGAAAUCAUUUGUUCAGUCCGUUCUGAUGCUGGAAAUCUGUGUUGCCGGGCGAGAUAAUGAUUUGUAGUACCACUGUUAUAUUUAGCAUUUGUAUCGCUCGACUGUAAAUAUUCCAUUCGUUUUUCAAUAAAACUGUGUUUAUGCCAGAAUAACUCAAUAUGCCCGAGUUAUUCAGAAA
Messenger RNA from Setaria italica (foxtail millet), 1102 nucleotides. RefSeq lists its product as uncharacterized. The transcript has 6 exons. The record is from RefSeq and is a predicted model, not a curated record. Lineage: Eukaryota; Viridiplantae; Streptophyta; Magnoliopsida; Poales; Poaceae. Bases 106 to 849 code for a protein of 247 amino acids.